ACGGGAUGUUCUUCAUCAUCAUUUUCACCAUGAUAAAAAUCUACAUGUACUCUUGUCUUCUUUCUGCUCUGAGUUUUGUGGAGAUGAAGAUUCUCAACAUAAAAGGCUGUGUUGGGGAAAGAGUGUCAUUCAAAUGCUCAGACUGGGACACUUUGAUUGAUGUUACAUCUAAUGAUAAGUACUUUUGUAAAAGUCCAUGCACCAAAGACAAACACAUCAUCAUCAAAGCAGCACCUGGAAAGAGUACACAAGGAAACAGAAUGCGCAUAAUUACCAGAGGAAAGGAUUUAUUUGUGACCUUCACUAAUCUCGAAAAGUCUGACUCUAAUACAUAUUAUUGUGGAGUGGAGAUUACAGGUCCUGAUGCAUAUAUAAAGGUGAUUCUUAAGGUUACAGAGGCAGAGCCUUCCAUUACCAAGAAAACUCCAGAAACAGUGGACACAUUUACAACUCUGUCAUCAGCAGUGUCAAACAGCUCUGAUGUGUCUGCAUCAAACACAACCCUGAGUACUCCGACACCUUCUGCACCAGCAACACAAGCAGCCGGAAGUGUACCGUAUUUAAUUGCUGGUCUUAUUUGUAUAUUCGCCUUAGUGAUGGUCGUGCUGCUGCUUACCAGGAAGCUGAUGAAGAGAGGACAGAGAGGCCUUGAUGUCAGCUCCCCACACGAGGGCAUACACAAUAGUGCACGGCCUGAUGAAGUCUACCAAUCCCUCCACCCGUUGACAAUGGAUGAAGACCAAGUCUACAGCUCUCUCACAGAGCGGUCUGCUCUCCACACAGCUUUACCACAACUUUAGAUCAUCACUGCAGCAGAAGAUAAUGAUUGAAUCUUUAUUAUAUGUAAUAUAAAUAAAAAUAAACAUC
Messenger RNA from Trematomus bernacchii (emerald rockcod), 867 nucleotides. RefSeq names its product CMRF35-like molecule 1. Bases 6 to 800 code for a protein of 264 amino acids. The transcript has 6 exons. The record is from RefSeq and is a predicted model, not a curated record. Lineage: Eukaryota; Metazoa; Chordata; Actinopteri; Perciformes; Nototheniidae.